Molecule: messenger RNA, 1488 nt
Organism: Daldinia decipiens
Lineage: Eukaryota; Fungi; Ascomycota; Sordariomycetes; Xylariales; Hypoxylaceae
Exons: 2
Coding region: 102-929 (275 amino acids)
Source: RefSeq, a predicted model, not a curated record
GUUUGGGUCGAAAAAAAGCUUACUCGAAGCGUCCAGCUUUUAGCCUGCCCACAACUUAGCCCCUAAACUGAACCAGCAAGACCCCAAGACGAGUACAGCAAAUGUCAAACUACCAAUCCUUCCCACAAUUUCCUCGACUACCUACAGAGAUAAGACGCCUGAUCUGGGUUCAUGCUCUCCCCAGAGGUCGCAUCCAACUCUUUGCCAAGAAUGUACCUUGGGAGAACUGGCGUCUUCUACCGCCUGUAGUUGCCCAUGUUUGCCAAGAGUCACGAGAAGUUGCUGUGAACCACUCAGUUGUGCGUGGCUUCCCGACUGCAGAAGACAUCCACACAACUACUUGGUUUAUAGGGUCUCGUGAUAUACUUGAGCUACACAGCGGCUAUCCUUACCCGUUGUCGAACCCAGAGCCCUUCUUUUCUGCAGCAGAGAGAUUGGUAAUUAACGCUGGAGACUUUGAGGGCGAGAUCAAAGUUAUCAUCAAAGAUCUCAUCGAAGGUCGACGGUUUCAUAGCGUCAAGAUAAUAUAUCUCAUUGUCGAGCAGAUUGAGACCGCGUAUUGGCCCAAGUUUCGACCGGAUAUGACGGAACAAGAUAAGGGCAAGGGGACAGUCCUUGACUUAUGCAGCGAUGAAGACCAGAGGAAAAUAGAUGGCUAUAAGACAUGGGCACGUUUUCAAGAAAUGUCACCAGUCUUUCCUCGACGUCAAGAUGUUGAACUUAUCCUUAGGUCAAGCCUAGAUAAGAUCAUACUAGAAGAAAUAUGUCGGUACCACGAGCAUCUAUUGCAAGUUGGAUACGCCGAGGGAGAAGCUACAGCAUCAUUUCCAACAACUUCUCCUAUCGCCCCAGAUCAUCCUUGGAUUCUCCAACAAUGGAGACGCCUACCGGAGUUCCGCCCGGCAUUGUUAAUCCUAGGAUGGAGGUAAAUCAUGACUGUAUGGAUGGAAUAGAGAAGUGAAUAUAGGGAUGGAUAAUUCCGGCUCGUUUUCUAUUAGCAAUAUAUCCCUCAAAGAAGGGUUUCAUAUGUCAUUUCCAACUAUAAUACUUAGGGUAGAAUAAGUUUGGAUUUUUCUCGAGCAUGUUUUGGAAUGGCCUCCGGGGAUAUACCUGGUAGUCGACAGGGGGUCGUUGUGUUGUGGCUUCAAAUGUGGCUUUCUGCUUAAGCGGACCGAGGUAUGAGGUAUGAGGUACUACAACCACUCUACCACUUUAAGUCCGUGCAAUAUAUUUAGCGACAUUUUACCGGUGCCGAGGUGCCAUCUGUUCACCUCAAGUCACCUUGCCCCGAAGCCACCUAGGGUAGUAACUUAAUAACAUACAACGUGUCUAGUAAGAAGUAAGAAGGGCUAUAUUGAUUUAUUAUCGCAAUGGCGUCGACACAGCGAUUCUCAGGAUACCCGCUUGCUAGGGAAGGCCCCAAAACAGCAUACGUGCCAGCACAGGAUAAGAAUCCUCCCCUUAGAGGCUGUUUGGUUGCGUCAAAGA